Messenger RNA from Monoraphidium neglectum, 429 nucleotides. RefSeq lists its product as hypothetical. NCBI's taxonomy places the organism in Eukaryota, Viridiplantae, Chlorophyta, Chlorophyceae, Sphaeropleales, Selenastraceae. The record is from RefSeq and is a predicted model, not a curated record. Bases 1 to 429 code for a protein of 142 amino acids. The transcript has a single exon.
AUGUUCAGCAUCCUCUGGUCCACCGUCCAGAUGCUCAUGAGCAACUUCUUCAUGCCCUUCACCGACAUCAACUUCAAGUGGCUCACCGUGCUGCGCUGGUUCAGCGCCCUCUACUACUCAUUUGAGGGCCUCGCCCGCAUCGAGUUCGGCGGCGCCAAGUUCGACUGCUCCGGCGGCGUCGACCCCGCAGGCGUCACGUUCCUGAAGCAGCUGCUGCCCAACAGCCGGUUCCUCAACAUGUCGGCGGUCAGCGGCGCGCUGACCAACCCCGGGGCGGACUGCGUCGCGGACACAGUCGCGCUGCUGGACUACUACCAGUUCCACCGGCCGUUUGCCAAGACCGUCGGGAUCCUCUUCUCGUACUGGGUUAUCGUGCACAUCUGCACCUAUAGCGCGAUGGUGUUUGUCGGCCGGAAGGAGCGGCGCUGA